UCUAUGGUCUUUUGGUCCUCCUUAUGUGAUCUCUAUGGGCCCUCCAUGGGUCCUCUCUAUGAUCCUCUCUAUGGUCUUUUGGUCCUCCCCGUGGGUCCUCCUCUCUUUAAGGUGGUCCUCCCUAUGGUCUUUCUCCGGAGACUCUAUGGUUUCUAUGGGCUCCUCCCCAUGGCUCCUCUCUAUGAUCCCUUAUGCUCCCUAUGGGUUUUCUCUGUGGGCCUCUCUAUGGUCCUUUCUGUGGGAUCUCUCUGUGGUCGUCUCUAUGGUUUCUAUGGGUCCUCCCUGGGGGUCCUCCAUGGGCUCUUUCUCGAGGGACUCUAUGGUUUCUGUGGGGUCCUCCCCAUGGCUCCUCUCUAUGGUCCGUGUGGGUCAUCCCUAUGGUCUUUCUCCGGGGACUCUAUGGUUUCUAUGGGCUCUUCCCCAUGGCUCCUCUCUAUGAUCCCUUAUGCUCCCUAUGGGUCUUCUCUGUGGGCCUCUCUAUGGUCCUUUCUAUGGGAUGUCUCUAUGAUCCUCUCUAUGGUUUCUAUGGGUCCUCCCUGUGGGUCCUCCACGGGCUCUUUCUCGAGGGACUCUAUGGUUUCUAUGGGGUCCUCCCCGUGGGUCCUCCCUAUGAUCUUUCUAUGGGGACUCUGUCGUUUCUGUGGGCUCCUCUCUAUGGUUUCUGUGGGUCUUUUUCUGUGGGUCCUCUCUCUGGCCUUUCUGUGGGGACUCUCCUCUCUAUGGGUCUCUCUGUGGUUUCUUUGGCUCCUCUCUAUGGUUUCUGUCUGUGCUGCUCCCUGUGGCUCCUCUCUAUGGUUGCUGUGGGUCCUCUUUAUGGCCUUACUCUGGGGACUCUAUGGUUUCUAUUGGGUCCUCCGUGUGGUUCCUGUCUCUGGGGACUCUAUGGUUUUUUAUGGGGGUCCUCCCUGUGGCUCCUCUCUAUGGUCCCUGUGCAUCUUCUCUAUGGCCUUUCUCUGGGGACUCUAUGGUUUCUAUUGGGUCCUCCAUGUGGCUCCUCUCUCUGACGUUUCUCUGGGGACUCUAUGGUUUCUAUGGGAUUCUUUCUAUGGCUUCUAUGGGUCCUCCCUAUGGGUCCUUUCUGGCCUUUCUCUGCGGACUCUAUGGUUUUCAUGGAGGUCCUCCUUGUGGAUCCUCUCUAUGAUCCUCUGUGGUCCCUGUGGGUUCUCUCUAUGGGUUUCUCUGUGGUUUCUUUGGGUCCUCUCUAUGGUUUCUGUCUAUGGUCCUCCCUGUGGCUCCUCUCUAUGGUCGCUGUGCAUCCUCUCUAUGGCCUUUCUCUGGGGACUCUAUGGUUUUCUGGGGCUCCUCACUAUGGGUCCUUCCUCUGGGGACUCUGUUUUUUUCUGGGGGUCCUCCCAGUAGCUCCUCUCUAUGGUCCAUGUGGGUUCUCUCUAUCACAUCUCUCUGGGGACUCUAUGGUUUCUGUGUGGUUCUCUCUCUGGUUUUCUCUGUGGUUUCUAUUGAGUCCUCCCUCUGGGUUCUCUCUGGUCUUUCUCUGGGGACUCUAUGGUUUUCAUGGGGGUCCUCCCAGUGGCUCCUCUCUCUGAUCCCCGUGGGUUCUCUCUAUCACAUUUCUCUGGGGACUCUAUGGUUUCUAUGGGGUUCUCUCUAUGGCUUCUAUGGGUCCUCCGUAUGUGUCCUCUCUGGCCUCUCUCUACAGACUCUAUGGUUUUUCUGGGGGUCUUCCCUAUGGGUCCUCUCUGGCCUUUCUCUACAGACUCUAUGGUUUUUCUGGGGGGUCCUCCCUGCGGCUCCUCUCUAUGGUCCCUGUGGUCCUCCCUGUGGCCUUUCUAUGGGGACUCUAUGGUUUUUCUGGGGGUCCUCCCUAUGGGUCCUCUCUGGCCUCUCUCUACAGACUCUAUGGUUUUUCUGAGGGUCCUCCCUGCGGUUCCUCUCUAUGGGGGUUCUCUCUAUCACAUUUCCAUUGGGACUCUAUGGUUUCUAUGGGGUUCUCUCUAUGGCUUCUAUGGGUCCUCCCUAUGGGUCCUCUCUGGCCUCUCUCUGCAGACUCUAUGGUUUUUCUGGGGGUCUUCCCUAUGGGUCCUCUCUGGCCUUCCUCUGCAGACUCUGUGGUUUUUCUGGGGGUCCUCCCUAUGGGUCCUCUCUGGCCUCUCUCUGCAGACUCUAUGGUUUUUCUGGGGGGUCCUCCCUGUGGCUCCUCUCUAUGGUCCCUGUGGUCCUCCCUGUGGCCUUUCUAUGGGGACUCUAUGGUUUUCUGGGGGUCCUCCCUAUGUGUCCUCUCUGUCCUCUCUCUGCAGACUCUAUGGUUUUUCUGGGGGUCUUCCCUAUGGGUCCUCUCUGUCUUCUCUCUGCAGUCUCUAUGGUUUUUCUGGGGGUCCUCCCUGCGACUCCUCUCUAUGCUCCUCAAUGAUUUCUAUGGGGUUUUCCAAUGCCUCCUCUCUAUGGUCCUCCCGCGCCGUCUCUAUGGUUUCCCGGU
Molecule: messenger RNA, 2434 nt
Organism: Numida meleagris (helmeted guineafowl)
Lineage: Eukaryota; Metazoa; Chordata; Aves; Galliformes; Numididae
Exons: 3
Coding region: 4-1359 (451 amino acids)
Source: RefSeq, a predicted model, not a curated record